Pneumocystis jirovecii RU7 is the source of this 2478-nucleotide messenger RNA. RefSeq lists its product as uncharacterized. The record is from RefSeq and is a predicted model, not a curated record. The coding region runs from base 1 to 2478 and encodes 825 amino acids. The transcript is spliced from 7 exons. Lineage: Eukaryota; Fungi; Ascomycota; Pneumocystomycetes; Pneumocystales; Pneumocystaceae. Gene Ontology annotation, biological process: mitotic spindle organization; microtubule polymerization; establishment or maintenance of microtubule cytoskeleton polarity. Gene Ontology annotation, molecular function: microtubule plus-end binding; microtubule plus end polymerase activity. Gene Ontology annotation, cellular component: centrosome; spindle pole; microtubule plus-end.
AUGACAGAACAGGAAGAUUAUUCAUCUCUAUCUCUUUUAGAACGAGCAGUACAUAAAACAUGGAAGGUUCGACUUGGAGCUUAUGAAGAAAUGUCAAAACUUUUUUCAGCUUCUAUGUCAGAUCAAGAUCCUCUUUUUCGUUCAUUUUUACUUGAUGUUGGUUUAUGGAAAAAAAUUUCUACUGAUUCCAAUGUAUUUGCUCAAGAAGCAGGUAUUAAUGCCUUAAAAGAUUUUCUUGAAUUUUGUGGAAAAGAAGCUUGUAUAAGGACAAGAAGUACUGUUAUACCAUGUAUCGUUGAAAAAUGCCUAACUAGUACACGCGUUGUAACAAAACAAAGAUCUAUAGAUGUUCUUCUUUUAUAUGUAGAACUUGAUUCUCCUGAUCCUGUUUUAGAUGAUUUACUCCCUAGUCUUAGUGCUAAAUUUCCGAAAUUAGUGGCUGCGACUGUGAAUAUUAUAAAAGAAAUAUAUCGUUUAUUUGGUGCUAAAACUGUCAAUCCGAAGCCUGUUCUUAAAAUUUUGCCUAAACUUUUCGCUCAUAGUGAUAAUAGUGUCCGAAAAGAAGCUAUCGAACUUGCAGUCGUUUUAUAUUCAUGGCUUGGUGAUAUAAUUAAAUCUAGCCUGUUUACUGAACUUAAACCUGUUCAAGUUAAAGAACUUGAGUCUUUUUUUGAAGGAGUAGAAGUUGGGAAAGUUUCUCAAGAAAGGUAUCUUAGAAGUCAACAAGCUUUAUUAGAAGAUUCUUCUGAAGUAUUUCCAAAUAAUGAAGUCAAGAGUAGUGAUUUUUUUGAUUCCAUAGAGCCUGUUAGUAUUUUGAAUAAAAUACCAAAAGAUUUCAGUGAUCAACUUAUGUCUACAAAAUGGAAAGAUAGAAAAGAUGCAUUAGAUGUUCUUUACUCUGUGUGUAAAGUUUCUAGAAUACUAGAAGAUGAUUAUAAUGAUAUUAUUCGCUUAUUGGCUAAAAGCAUAAAAGAUGUGAAUAUAUCUGUUACAAUUGUUGCUAGUAAUUGUGUCGAAGCUUUUGCACGAGGGUUAAGAAAAGGUUUUGCUAAAUAUAAAUCAAUUGUACUUGUUCCGAUUAUGGAGAAGCUUAAAGAAAGGAAAGCUGCAGUUAUAGAAGCAUUAUCAAAUGCAAUGGAUGCAAUUUUUGAUUCUACGUCAUUGAGUGAUGUUUUUGAUGAUAUUUUAGAGUUUUUAAAACAUAAAAAUCCUCAAAUAAGAUCAGAAAUUCUUCUUUUUCUUGUUCGUUGCUUAAAAUCUACGUGUAUUUAUCCAAAAACUUCAGAAAUUAAAUCAAUAGUUGAGUUAUGCAAAAUAUUACUGAUUGAUACUUUUGAACCUGUGCGAAAUUCUAGUGCAGAAGUUAUGGGGACAUUAAUGAAAAUUGUUGGAGAGCAUCAAAUGAGUUCUAUUUUAAAUGAUAUUGAUGAGUUACGUAAAGCUAAAAUUAAAGAAUAUUUUGAAUUGGCGGACGUUAAAUUAAAAUAUGAAAAUUCUAAACAUUCUUUCUAUAGCGAUCUUAAGUUGAAUAAAUCUAAUGUUUCUACAAAAUUGGUUUCUAAAACUGUAUCUUCUAAUGAAACUAAGAAAAUCUUAAUUAAACCUUUAUCUUCUAAACGGAAUGAUUUACAAACUUCAAAAUCAUUUUCUUCAAGAUAUUGUUCUUCUGUUAAUGCAAAUCGUUUAGGAACUAGACCUGAUUCAAAAUUGUCGUCAUUUGGGUCUCUAUCUUCAAAAAAUACAACUAAUAAUAUUAUUAAUGAUAAUUCAUUAAAAGUAUUUAAAAGUGUAAAUUCUCCAUCACAAACUCCUAUUAAGUUAGUAGGGAAAACUACUGAUUCUAGUAAUUUUUCUAUUCUAGAUAGACAAGAAUUAGAAGAAUUAAGAAGAGAGAAAUCAAAGCUUGAUGAAAGGUUGCAAAAGGAAAUAUUUGAAAAGAAAACUCUUUUAGAUGAAAUAAAUUCUCUUCAAUUGAAGAAUGCUCAGUUAACUGAUGAUCAUACAAGAGAUGUUUUACAAAUAAAAGCAAAAGAAAUACAACUUGUUAGAGCAAGGAAUGAAAUAGAUAUGAUGAAAUCACAAUUGUUAUUAUUGCGUAAGGAAUUGGAUCAAAGUCGUUUGAAUAUUUCUAAUAGGUCGAUUAAUUUGCAAAACUUUACGUUAAAUGACGAUAAAAAUGAGAAUCAUUCUUCAAAUAUAGAUGAUUUAAGUAAUAACGAUUCUCUAAAACAGAAUGAUCAACAAACAGAUGUUUCGACUACUAAUUCCUGCUCUUAUAUUGAAAAAGAGAAUAGUCAUUUGAAAUUUUCUGCUCUUAGUAAAUAUAGUAAUGGUUUUUCUUCGUCAGGUUCUUUUGGGUAUUCUAAUGCAUUUUUUGAUAAAAGUGAUAGUAUUUCAUGUUGGGAUACUGCAGCUGACUUAACUGCUCGUUUAAAAGAAAGAAUAGAACAAAUGAAGCGGGCCGAUAUGCGACAUUAA